Agelaius phoeniceus (red-winged blackbird) is the source of this 3320-nucleotide messenger RNA. The record is from RefSeq and is a predicted model, not a curated record. Lineage: Eukaryota; Metazoa; Chordata; Aves; Passeriformes; Icteridae.
AUGUCAGGGACACAGCAGGGACAUCAGAGGGACAAUGUCCAACUGGACACCGUGGGGCCCAUCUGGAACCUGCGCGGGGUCAUCAGCAACGCCUGGCACCGCGUCCCCGUCACCGUCACCAAACUGAAGGAGCAGGGGUGGCACUCAGGGCUCUCCUGGAGACUGAGCCCACCUUGUCCUCGGUGCCCUGGGAGGUUUCUCCACCCCAUCCCGCGUGACCCUCGCCGUUCCCCGCAGGCCCCGCACUGCGAGCACGCCUUCUGCAAUGCCUGCAUCACGCAGUGGUUCUCGCAGCAGCAGACGUGCCCCGUGGACCGCAGCGUGGUGACGGUGGCCCACCUGCGCCCGGUGCCGCGGAUCAUGCGGAACAUGCUCUCCAAGCUGCAGAUCACCUGCGACAACGCCGUCUUCGGCUGCACGGCCGUGGUGCGCCUCGACAACCUCAUGGCUCACCUCAACGACUGCGAGCACAACCAGCGCCCCGUCACCUGCGAGCAGGGAUGCGGGUUGGAGAUGCCCAAGGACGAGCUGCCCAACCACAACUGCAUCAUACACCUGCGCUCGGUGGUGCAGCAGCAGCAGACGAGGAUUGCAGAGCUGGAGAAAACCUCGGCCGAGCACAAGCACCAGCUGGCAGAGGCAGGUGGGCAGCAGCACCUGCAAGGGCAGAAAAGGGACAUCCAGCUGCUCAAGGCCUACAUGAGGGCGAUCCGCAGCGUCAACCCCAACCUGCAGAACCUGGAGGAGACCAUCGAGUACAACGAGAUCCUGGAGUGGGUGAACUCCCUGCAGCCGGCGCGGGUGACGCGCUGGGGCGGCAUGAUCUCCACGCCCGACGCCGUCCUUCAGGCCGUCAUCAAGCGCUCGCUGGUGGAGAGCGGCUGCCCGGCCUCCAUCACCAACGAGCUCAUCGAGAACGCCCACGAGCGCAACUGGCCCCAGGGGCUGGCCACGCUGGAGACCAGGCAGAUGAACCGCAGAUACUACGAGAACUACGUGGCCAAACGCAUCCCCGGCAAGCAGGCCGUGGUGGUGAUGGCCUGCGAGAACCAGCACAUGGGAGAGGACAUGGUGCUGGAGCCGGGGCUCGUCAUGAUUUUCGCUCACGGAGUGGAGGAGAUAUGAGAGGAGUUGGCCUAAGGGUGGAGAGGAGGGGGUUGGUGGAGGAGAUGUGGGGGGAAAAUCCAGCUUGGGACAAUGGGGGUGUUGUGGAGUUGGGUUUUUUGUUCGUGGUGUGGAGGAGAUAUGAGAGAAAUUCACCUAGGGUUUUCUGGAGUUGGGAUUUUGGGGUUGUGAUUUUUGGUCAGGAUGUAGAGAUCCAAAAAAAUCCGACUCGGGACAGUGGGGGUUCCCUGGACUUGGGUUUUUGGGGUUGUGAUUUUUGCUCACAGAGUGGAAGACAUCUGAGAAAAAUCCAACUCUGGGAUGGCAGGGAUUUCCUGGAGUUGGGAUUUUGGGUUGUGAUUUUUGCUCAUGGCAUGGAGAUCCAAAAGAAAUCCAACUCGGGACAGUGGGGGUUUCCUGGAGUUGGAAUUUUUGCUCAUGGCGUGGAAAUCUGAGAAAAAUCCACUUUGGGAUGGCAGGGGUUUCCUGGACUUUUAGGGUUUUCGUGAUUUUCACUCAUGCCAUGGAGGAGAUCUGAGAAAAAUCCACCUUGGGAUGGCAGGGGUUUUCUGGAGUUGGGAUUUUGGGGUUGUGAUUUUUGGUCAUGACGUAGAGAUCCAAAAAAAUCCGACUCGGGACAGUGGGGGUUCCCUGGAGUUGGGAUUUUGGGGUUGUGAUUUUUGGUCACAGCGUGGAGAUCUGACAAAAAUCCAACUCAGGACAGUGGGGGUUCCCUGGAUUUGGGUUUUUGGGGUUGUGAUUUUUGCUCAUGAUGAGAAGAUCUGAAAAAAAAAAAAAAAAAAUCAACGGUUCCACCACCUCAGGAUAGUGGGGGCUCCUUGAACUUUGGUUUUUAGGGUUUGUGAUUUUCCCUCACAGCUUGAAAAUCUGGAGAUCUGAAAAAAUCCGACUCAGGACAGCGGGGGUUCCCUGGACUCAGAAUUUUGGGGUUCCCUGGACUCAGAAUUUUGGGGUUCUCUGGACUCGGAAUUUUGGGGUUCCCUGGACUCAGAUUUUUUGGGGUUCCCUGGAUUCGGAUUUUUUGGGGUUCUCUGGACUCGGAAUUUGGUGUUCCCUGGACUCGGAUUUUUUUGGGGUUCCCUGGACUCGGAAUUUUGGGGUUCUCUGGACUCGGAAUUUUGGGGUUCCCUGGACUCAGAAUUUUUGGGGUUCCCUGAAUUCGGAUUUUUGGGGUUCCCUGGGCUCGGAAUUUUGGGGUUCCCUGGACUCGGAUUUUUGGGAUUCCCUGGACUCGGAUUUUUUGGGGUUCUCUGGACUUGGAAUUUUUGGGGUUCCCCGGAUUCGGAUUUAUGGGGUUCCCUGGACUCGGAAUUUUGGGGUUCCCUGGACUCAGAAUUUUGGGGUUCCCUGGAUUCGGAUUUUUUGGGGUUCCCUGGACUCGGAUUUUUGGGGUUCCCUGGACUCGGAUUUUUGGGUUUCCCUGGACUUGGAAUUUCGGGGUUCCCUGGAUUCGGAAUUUUGGGGUUCCCUGGACUCGGAAUUUUUGGGGUUCUCUGGACUUGGAGUUUUUGGGGUUCCCCGGAUUCGGAUUUAUGGGGUUCCCUGGACUCGGAAUUUUGGGCUUCCCUGGACUCGGAUUUUUGGGGUUCCCUUCUGGAUUGGACCCAUUCCAAACCCAGCUCAGCUCACCCUGUUCCAAGAGGGGGCUCCAGACCCCUCGGGGGUCCCCCAGACCCCUCAAGCUCCAUCUCCUCUCUGCAGUUUCCACCUGGCCAGGUGUCCCCAAAGGGCGCUCCCGGUGUCCCCAGCCCUGCAGUGGGGGCUCCUCGGCCCUGGGGACCCCUCCUGUCCCCUUCUUUUCGUGCAUGCCCCAUCCCCUGACCCCGGGAGCAUCUCCCACCUCCUCCCAAUCCGUGUUUGCCUCUGCUCUCUCCACCCUUGGUGUUAUUUUUCCAGACAUUCGUGAUUGUGGUUCUGUAUUUUUAAUUUUUUUUUUUUUUUUUGUACUUCAUUCUUUUUUCUUUUUUUUUUUUUUUUGACCUUUUCUUAUUUUUACUCUCCCUUUUUAUUUGAUUUUCCAAGUAACCGUGGGCAGGCACCUCUGGCCUGGGUCCGUGGGACUCGUUGGGAAUUUAAUUUAAUUUAUUUGCAUUUAUUUCAAUUUUUUUUUUUUUUUUACCAUUGUUUCUCCUCCCGGCAGAUCCGGCAGGAGGCAGGGAUUGAAGUGAUCAAUAAACAGAAUUCUGGUUGCUUUA